AUGCCUCAUCUCAACGCGGUCGGAAUGGAGAUGCUGAAGCGAACUUUGCGCCGUCGUGGAGCGGACUCGCCGCCGGUUUUGCGACGACGAUCAGCCAGUGUUGGAGGAACGCCCGUGGUUGCCGAAGAGGAGAACGUGGAGGAGCCGGUUGUUGCGGCGGUGGUUUCGCCGGUUGUUUCGCCGGUGCGGGUGGCGCGUGCGGUGCGGGCGCCGGCGAGGCGCGGACGUGGCGGCGCCGGAAGGCGCGGCCGGCGUGGCGGAGUGGCGGCCUCGAGCCGCACUCGGUCCCCGGUUCGCGCCCCCAAGCCCCGUCCGCCCCAUGACCCGGCCGCAACCCCGGAACGGAUUCGACGCUUGGCAAGGAUUUCGAUCGUGCUUCAAUUGAUUGCACUUAUGACUGGUUCCAACAAUCCGUGGUCGCUCGUUCGCGAAUGUUUCUUUUCCGCACUCACGCUUGGUUUCGAUCGCGUCAACGGAAAGAAAAUCGCUGCUGAGGCCAAGAAAAUCAAAGUUUCGAAAGCGAUUCUUGGAUUGAGACAAAAGAAGAACCGAGGCAACGAGCAUUUCAUCCGCACGCCAUUCAAUCGGAACAUCCGUGUGAGGGAUUUGGUAGACCAACUCGAGGGACCGCUCGUGGACACGUUAAAUGGAUGGAAACUCCUUUGCGUGUUCGCCAAGCAACUCAUCGCCCACGUUCGACUGCUCAUCGUGGAAGCCAAAGUCUUCAGUGUCAAGCGACAGGACCAUUGCAUGGCAUGCAUCCAAACUUUCGUGGACGACCCAAACAUCAUGGGGGAGCUAGACAAGUGGUUCGAAGAAGGUCAAGGAGACGAGUUGAUCGUCACAAUUCGACACCAACUCGCGAUGAUGGAGAAGAACCUGGCAGUUGGAUGGGCCACUGGAAUGGAGGAACCGGGCGAAGAGAUCGACAGCGACAUCGAGAGCAGCGACAGCAGCGACAGCUCGAGCGACGACUCUACCGCCUCUGAUUUGCUU
Molecule: messenger RNA, 996 nt
Organism: Mesorhabditis belari
Lineage: Eukaryota; Metazoa; Nematoda; Chromadorea; Rhabditida; Rhabditidae
Source: the annotation of a GenBank genome assembly